Sungouiella intermedia is the source of this 1641-nucleotide messenger RNA. The record is from the annotation of a GenBank genome assembly. Lineage: Eukaryota; Fungi; Ascomycota; Pichiomycetes; Serinales; Metschnikowiaceae.
AUGUCUGCCAACGACGUCUUGGACGUUUUAAAUAUCCAGCGAGAUGAGAGUGCUCAGCCUGCCAAGAAGAAACAGAGGGUGGAACAACCAGUGCUUCAAAAGGGUGCCAUGGCGAGAGAGUUGUAUAACCUUUUAGGUCCAAACACUCCACCAGUUAAUAUGAACAUGGGAAUCAGCAGAAUUAAGGACAGAAAGCAGAAGGUCUCGCCGUGGACAAAAAUCGCAUUUCAACCCAACAAAAAGAACCCACAUGCGCCCACAUUCCACCACUGGAAGAAGGGAAGUAAGGAAUUGUUGGAGAAAGUCGCCGACGAGCCGUACUUCUAUGAUAAAUUUGCGGUUUCACUCGAUAUUCCCGAGUUCGUGGAUGAACCAACAUUUGACAACUUAAUGGUGGAGAUCAAGGAGCACGAGGAGGAGUUACAGAAAGAGAGAAGACGUCGAGCCAGAGAGAGACGUGAAAAUGCGAAGAAAGAAGAGGAAAGGAAGAAAGUCGAAGAGGAGUCAAAGAAGAAGGACACGGUGAAGAAGGAAGAUGUGCCAGCCGUGAGAAACGAUGACAAAGCAGACGAAAAAGACUCCUCAAAGUCCGAUACUGAUACUAAGGAAGAAGGCAAGGAUUCCAAAGACGUUGAGGACGUGGACGCGGAGCCUAGCUCGCCCGAAUGGACUUACGAGGAAACAAAGCUUCUCUUCGAGCUAUGUCGGGAUAAUGAGCUAAAAUGGUAUGUAAUUGCUGAUCGAUUUCCUUCUGAGUGUCAACGUACUAUGGAGGACUUGAAAGAACAGUUCUACAGAAUGACAGCCAAAAUCUUAAAGUAUCGUGAAACGGGAAACCCCAGCUUGCUUGAGUCGCUUGAUGCAUUUUCCAAGUUUGCAGAAAACGACAGAAAGAAGUUUCUUGAAAGCCUUCUCAAGAGAACUCCAGCAGAAAUUGCCGAGGAAGAGUCGCUUGUCAUAGAAGCACGUCGUUUCGAGCUUGCAGCAAAGAAAAUGCUUGUGGAGAGAUCGCAUUUGUUGACCUUACUCGAUUCGCCCCAGACUUCUCAGUCGGUGCUGCAGUAUCUUUCCUCCCAGGGCUUGACCAACUUAUACAACAACUUGAUGAUCUUGGACAAGCACCAGCGGAAGAAACUACAACAAAAGGCUGCUGGAGCCAACGAUCCAGUGCCCCCACCAAUUCCUCUGGUGGCUUCUUCGUCAUAUAAGAGAGAUAGAGGUUUCCAGACACACCUCCAGCAGUAUCUCUCAGGGCUUGUUAAACAGCAGGAUAAAGGCGAGCAGACUGCAGUGCAGCAGCUUCUUGCAAAGCGCCUUACGACAAAGGAAGAGGAAGCCUAUGGAUUGUACUACCAUGCUAACGAAAGACUUACGCCUGGUGUAAUUUUACGUUCUACCCAGAAGCUUCCAGGUCUUCAACAAAGACAGUCUGUUUUCAAAUCCGUCAAUACUAUGCUACAAGAGCUUGAUAUUCCUACUGCGGGUGGCACAACUUGGAAGCCGGUUAUGCCCACGCGGAAGACAAUGGCUAAGUACGACGAGUUGAUCAAGGCAGUGGUAGCUUUGUUGGAUGUGAAAAGAGGUAAGGAUAAGCUUGAAGCGGAGAUUGAGCUUAUCAAGGCUCAGCGUGGUUUGCAGUAA